AUGUAUGCUUAUGCAGCAGUAGCUUUUCUUCGAGUUGAGACGAGUGAGUAUGUCAAAGUUCAGUUGUUAAGUGCUAAAGCCAGAGUUUCCCCAACGGGAAAGAAGAAGACCACUAUUGCAAGACUAGAGUUAUUGGCUGCUACAAUCACUGCACGCCUUGCCUCAUCUAUCACAAAAGAGAUCCCACAUGAAAAAAUCUAUUUGUGGUCCGAUUCAACGACAGUGAUAACUUGGAUAAAAAGAGAAGAUGCUUGGAGUACCUUCGUACAAAACCGUGUUGCUGAAAUCAGAACUUUGUCUUCCAAAGAAAAUUGGAGACAUGUGCCUGAUGUAGUUGUCAAUGAAGAUGAAGUGCUGAAGGAACGAAAGAAAACUCUUGUGUCUACCCCGACUGCCUGUUUGAGUGCUCACGCCAUCGAAAACGUGAACACGGAAGAGCCUGAUUGGUACUAUAGUUACUUUUCCCAAUAUGAGAAAAUUGUGCGUAUGAUCGGCUGGAUAUUGAGAUUUUUUAGAAACUGCAAAAAACCAAAAGAAUUGAGAAAAUGUGAUAUUCUGGAUGCAGAGGACUUUGAAGAAGCGGAGAAAAUAGUAAUAAAGAUCAUUCAAAGUGAAGCAUUCAUUAACGAAAAAGACGAGAAAUUGAAAACUUUAAGAGUUUACAAAGAUGAGGAUGGCAUCAUCAGAUUGAGAACAAAAAUUGAGUAUCGUGAAGACAGCCAUUCUUUUCGAAGACCUGUAGUCCUUCCUUCUCAACACCAUGUUGUGAAACUUUUAAUAGUUUCUUUUCACAAUAGACAUGGUCAUGUGGGGACUCAAAUGCUACUUAACCUGCUGAGUGAACAUUUUUGGAUCUUAAAUGGCCGAAAAACUGUGCGAUCGAUCAUCUCAAAAUGUGUUAUCUGCAAGAGGCAUUCUGGAAAAAAUUUAGAUGCAGAGCCAGCCCCAAUUACCAAAGAUCGAAUCAGAGACACUGCUGUAUUCGAAAUUGUAGGAGUGGACUUAGCUGGCCCAUUGUACUUGAAAGAUGAGAAAAAGACUUGGGUUUGUCUUUUCACAUGCGCGGUGUACAGAGCUGUACAUCUUGAGCUUCUAUCAGACAUUUCCACUGACACAUUUUUGUUGGCCCUGCGCAGAUUUGUGGCAAGAAGAGGUAGAUGUUCAGUUAUCUACUGUGACAAUGGAACAAACUUUAUUGGUGCUAGUAAUUUGCUCCGUUCUUUAGACUGGAACCGGAUCGUUGAGAACGGAGCAAUACAUCGCAUUAAAUGGAAAUUUAACCCCCCUACUGCAUCCUGGUGGGGAGGUUGGUGGGAGAGGUUGAUUCGAGUUAUGAAAAAUGUACUAAAGAGGGUGUUAGGUCAUGCCUUUUUGUCAUAUGAGGAGAUGAUCACGGUUCUCUGCGACUGUGAAUCGAUAAUCAACUCGAGACCUCUCACCUAUAUUUCAGAAAGAGAUACAGAUUUUGUUCCACUGUCGCCAUCAUUAUUCCUACAAGACAUUAGAGAAGUUGGAGUGCCCGACUGUGAUGCAGCAGAUCACAAAAGCCUAAAUAAAAGGAUAAAAUAUCGUCUUGCUUUGCAAAAGGACCUUAGGAAAAGAUUCAGGUCUGAGUAUUUAGGCUCGUUAAUUCAAAGGUCAAAGCUUCAAAAUAAGUCGAUUAUUUCUGUUGGUGAUGUUGUUCUUGUAGGAAACGAUAAUCAGAAGCGUAUCAACUGGCCCUUGGGACGUGUGACAGAAAUCAUCCCCGGAAAAGAGGGAAUUACCAGACUCGUGAGACUUAAAACAGCCCGUGGAGAAAUACUAAGACCGAUUCAACGACUGUUUCCAUUGGAGAUAACUUAUGAUGUGGCUAAGGAUGUCAGAGCUAAAGUGCAACAAGAGCAAGUUACUCCUAAAGUGCAACAACAGCAAGUUACUCCUAAAGUGCAACAACAGCAAGUUACUCCUAAAGUGCAACAAGAGCAAGCUGCUCAUGAAGUGUCGCAGACACGAGUAUUAGAUCCUGAAGGUCCCAUUUCAGAAACUGUCAAAACUCGAUCUGGAAGAAUCGUACAUGGACCAAAAAGACUCGAUUUGUGA
Molecule: messenger RNA, 2082 nt
Organism: Argiope bruennichi
Lineage: Eukaryota; Metazoa; Arthropoda; Arachnida; Araneae; Araneidae
Exons: 2
Coding region: 1-2082 (693 amino acids)
Biological process (GO): DNA integration
Molecular function (GO): nucleic acid binding
Source: RefSeq, a predicted model, not a curated record